GGCGGUGGACGGUACUAAUACUAGCAACAGCGCGGUCGCGCACCAGUGACGUGCCACGCAGCAGGCGGUGAGGACGUGCGCGCCCUCACUUCUUCCUCUUUCUUGACUCCAUCUUCGCGGCAGCAGCCUCGGCGUCCGCGGGUUAGUCGCCAACAUGCAGCUCUUCGUACGCGCCCAGGAACUACACACCCUCGAGGUGACCGGCCAAGAAACGGUCGCCCAGAUCAAAGCUCAUGUGACCUCACUGGAAGGCAUUGCCCCGGAGGAUCAAGUCCUGCUUCUGGCUGGCUCGCCGCUGGAGGAUGAGGCCACGCUAGGCCAGUGUGGCGUGGAAGCUCUGACCACUUUGGAAGUAGCUGGCCGCAUGCUGGGAGGUAAAGUUCAUGGUUCCCUGGCCCGUGCUGGAAAAGUGAGAGGUCAAACUCCCAAGGUGGCCAAACAGGAGAAGAAGAAGAAGAAGACAGGCCGGGCCAAGCGACGGAUGCAGUACAACCGUCGCUUUGUCAACGUUGUGCCCACCUUUGGCAAGAAGAAGGGCCCCAAUGCUAAUUCCUAAGUCCUAUUGUGAUUCUGGCAGUCUAAUAAAGCCCCUUUCUCCAAACA
This is a messenger RNA of Arvicola amphibius (Eurasian water vole), 603 nucleotides long. It is a transcript of the gene Fau, whose product is annotated as FAU ubiquitin like and ribosomal protein S30 fusion. The record is from RefSeq and is a predicted model, not a curated record. Gene Ontology annotation, cellular component: cytosolic small ribosomal subunit; ribosome. The coding region runs from base 155 to 556 and encodes 133 amino acids. The transcript is spliced from 5 exons. NCBI's taxonomy places the organism in Eukaryota, Metazoa, Chordata, Mammalia, Rodentia, Cricetidae. Gene Ontology annotation, molecular function: protein binding; structural constituent of ribosome. Gene Ontology annotation, biological process: translation.